Cannabis sativa is the source of this 1984-nucleotide messenger RNA. Its product is annotated as probable folate-biopterin transporter 6. The transcript has 4 exons. Gene Ontology annotation, cellular component: membrane. The coding region runs from base 285 to 1865 and encodes 526 amino acids. NCBI's taxonomy places the organism in Eukaryota, Viridiplantae, Streptophyta, Magnoliopsida, Rosales, Cannabaceae. The record is from RefSeq and is a predicted model, not a curated record.
GGCAUUUUUAAAAAGAAAUACAUGAUGAUUAUUAUAAUUAUUAUUUGUUUUAGUCAAGUGGGUCUUGCUAACUCUGAAGUAAACCCCUCCCAGAUUCGGGCAUUUUAGUAUUGCAUUUCUUUUAUAAAAAUAUAAAAUUAAUUUAAUAAUAUUAAAUUACGUGAGAAAUGAGAAAUAAUACUUAUGAUCUCAACACAUUUUUUGAACAUAAUAAUAUCAUUAAAGAAAGCUUUGACUCUUAGUUUAUGGACUAAAGAAGAAGAAGAAGAAAACUCUCCAAAAUCAUGGAUAUGGAUAUGGAUAUGGAUUCCACUGAAACCAGUAAACUCGUCGGGAAAACUAACGACGACCCAUUAUCAGAAACAGAACCACCGGCGACCAAAACCAACAACCGCCACCCAUUUAUUAUAAAAUUACUCAAAAUUAUUCUGGAACCUCUUCAAUGGCUACAAAUGCUUUCUUCCCAACUAAACCCCACCUUCGUCUUCGGCGUAAUCCUCGUUUACGGCUUUAACCAAGGUUUCUCCGGCUCUUUCUUCAAGGUAGUUUCCGAUUACUACUGGAAAGAUGUUCAGAAGAUCCAACCCUCCGUAGUUCAGCUCUACACCGGUCUCUACUCAAUCCCUUGGAUUAUGAAACCCAUUUGGGGCCUCAUGACUGAUGUUUUUCCCGUCAAGGGCUACCGCCGCCGUCCCUAUUUCAUUCUCGCCGGCGUCGUGGGCGCAAUCUCCGCCGCCAUUGUGGCAAUCGGAGGGAAAUUGACGGCGGGCGUUGCCUUGAGCUGUCUUAUUGGAUUAUCGGCGGCGGUGGCCAUAGCCGACGUGACAAUCGAUGCUUGCAUAGCGAGGAAUAGCAUCGAGAUUCGUUCUUUAGCUUCAGAUUUACAGAGUUUAUGUGGGUUUUCUUCCUCCGCCGGAGCUUUGAUUGGGUACUCCACAAGUGGGUUUUUUGUUCACCAUCUUGGUCCUCAGGUGUCGUUGGGGAUUUUGGCCAUUCCACCGGCUUUACUGGUUUUUCUGGGUUUCAUUAUAUAUGAACACCGAACAACCACUCGUUCUUCUGAGGAAAACAAGUCAACAGAGAAGUUAGGAUUGGCAUUAAAGGGCAUGUACAAAACAAUAAGAUUCCCUCAAGUGUGGAAGCCAUCACUUUACAUGUUCCUAUCCUUGGCUCUCAGUUUUAGUACUCAUGAAGGCCAUUUUUAUUGGUACACUGACCCCAAAGCUGGUCCUGCUUUCUCUCAGGAGUUUGUGGGGAUCAUUUAUGCCAUUGGUGCAUUGGCAUCUAUGGUAGGAGUACUAAUCUACCACAAGAAUCUUAAGGACUACCCUUUCAGAAGCAUACUCUUCAUGGCACAACUUCUCUACAGUGUGUGUGGAAUGUUGGACCUUAUGUUCAUCCUUAGGUGGAACUUAGCUCUCGGAAUCCCAGACUACUUGUUUGUGAUUAUGGAAGAAUGUGUUUCUAGAAUCGUGAGCAGAAUUCGAUGGAUGCCUAUGAUCGUGUUGAGCAGUCGACUCUGCCCUCUUGGAAUCGAAGGCACCUUCUUUGCCCUACUUAUGUGCAUUGAUAGCCUUGGCUCCUUAACCUCAAAAUGGGGUGGUGGAAUGGUGCUUCAUUUGUUUCAUGUCACUAGAAAUGACUUUACAAACUUAUGGUUGGUUGUUCUCAUUAGGAAUGUUUUGAGGUUUUCGACUUUGGCUUUAAUAUUUUUGGUCCCCAAGUCUGGUCAAUCCGAGGCUAUCAUCCCUUCAGAUAUUUUGACCAAUAAUUCUGCAUCCAUUACUAUUGACGAUAAGGAGGAAAAAGAUAAGAACUUAGAGCUAGUUCCUAUGAUCAAUGUUGAGAAAGCUCAAGUUUAUUAGGUAGCUUUUCUCAGAAAGGUGUAUAAAAACGUGGUUCGAAAGAGUAUUGUUAUCAUUUUGUCAUUUUCACAAUUAGAGGGGGAGAAGUUCGAAUUUGGAACUUCUUUUUUUGUAAGAAA